CAGAUUCCUGUCAGCGGCGGCGGCGGCGGUGGCGGCGACCGUCAGUUUUCGCUGAGGAGAAGCACGAAACGGACCCGUUGGCUCUCCCCCCCUCCCCUUCCCCGCUCUGAACUCUCUCCUUGCUCGCCGGGAAUCAGUCCCCGUGGAGUUUCCCUCCAUUCCGUCGCCGUUUCGUCGGUCCUUGGCCCGGUGGAAGUCACUGCCCUCGAGGAGGAGGCAGCAGUAGCAGCCGCCCUCGCCUCGCCGCCCCCGGUUCGGUGCCCGCGGUCCCGGAGAGGAGGUGCCGCCGCCACCGCCGCUCCCCCCCUCCCGCUGCCCUCGGGCCGGGCAGGGUCGAGCUGCGAUGCCCUCGGACUUCAUCUCAUUGCUCAGCGCGGACCUAGACCUGGAAUCGCCCAAGUCCCUUUACUCGCGAGAUUCUCAGAAGUUACACCCAUCACAGAAUUUUCAUAGAGUUGGACUAUUGGAAGAAUCUGUCUAUGAUCUUCUCCCAAAGGAGUUACAGUUACCUCCAUCUAGUGAAACAUCUGUAGCAUCAAUGAGUCAGACAAGCGGUGGUGAGGCAGGCUCGCCUCCUCCAGCUGUAGUUGCUGCUGAUGCUUCUUCAGCUCCCUCCUCUUCCUCCAUGGGCGGUGCUUGCAGCUCCUUUACCACCUCUUCCAGCCCUACCAUUUAUUCUACCUCAGUCACCGACAGCAAGGCUAUGCAAGUGGAGAGCUGCUCCUCAGCCGUGGGGGUAAGUAACAGAGGGGUAAGUGAAAAGCAGUUAACCAGUAACACAGUUCAGCAGCAUCCAUCAACCCCGAAGAGGCACACAGUUUUGUACAUCUCACCACCACCUGAGGACUUGCUGGAUAACAGUCGGAUGUCCUGCCAGGAUGAGGGGUGUGGAUUGGAAUCUGAGCAGAGCUGCAGUAUGUGGAUGGAGGAUUCCCCCUCCAACUUCAGUAACAUGAGCACCAGUUCCUACAAUGAUAACACUGAGGUACCUCGUAAAUCACGAAAACGAAAUCCAAAGCAGAGGCCGGGGGUCAAACGACGAGAUUGUGAAGAAUCUAAUAUGGAUAUAUUUGAUGCCGACAGUGCCAAAGCACCUCACUAUGUGCUUUCUCAGCUUACCACGGACAACAAAGGCAACUCAAAAGCUGGAAAUGGAACAUUGGACAACCAAAAAGGAACUGGAGUAAAGAAGAGCCCUAUGUUGUGUGGACAGUAUCCGGUUAAAAGUGAGGGAAAGGAGCUGAAGAUAGUUGUACAACCUGAGACCCAGCACCGAGCUCGGUACCUGACUGAGGGCAGUCGUGGCUCAGUAAAAGAUAGAACGCAGCAAGGCUUUCCUACAGUAAAGCUGGAAGGCCAUAAUGAACCAGUAGUGUUGCAGGUGUUUGUGGGCAAUGACUCUGGUCGAGUGAAACCACAUGGAUUUUAUCAGGCCUGCAGGGUAACUGGACGAAAUACAACUCCCUGCAAAGAAGUGGACAUUGAAGGCACCACUGUUAUAGAAGUUGGCCUGGAUCCUAGCAACAACAUGACACUGGCGGUGGACUGUGUAGGAAUUUUGAAGUUGAGGAAUGCUGAUGUUGAAGCCAGAAUAGGAAUUGCUGGUUCCAAGAAAAAAAGCACUCGUGCCAGAUUGGUUUUUCGAGUUAAUAUCACAAGGAAAGAUGGCUCCACUUUGACAUUGCAAACACCCUCUUCUCCGAUUUUGUGUACUCAACCAGCAGGAGUGCCAGAGAUCUUAAAAAAAAGCUUGCAUAGCUGUUCGGUGAAAGGGGAGGAAGAAGUGUUUUUAAUUGGCAAGAACUUUCUGAAAGGCACUAAAGUUAUUUUCCAAGAAAAUAUUUCUGAUGAAAACUCUUGGAAAUCAGAAGCUGAAAUUGACAUGGAAUUGUUUCAUCAGAACCAUCUUAUUGUGAAGGUUCCCCCAUAUCAUGACCAACAUAUAACUUUGCCUGUAUCAGUGGGGAUAUAUGUAGUGACCAAUGCUGGAAGAUCCCAUGAUGUUCAGCCAUUCACCUACACUCCAGAUCCAGCAGCUGGUGCUUUGAAUGUCAAUGUGAAGAAAGAAAUAUCUAGUCCAGCAAGACCUUGCUCUUUUGAAGAGGCCAUGAAAGCAAUGAAAACUACCGGGUGUAACUUAGAUAAGGUAAAUAUUCUUCCUAAUGCCCUCAUCACUCCACUCAUAUCAAGCAGUAUGAUUAAAAGUGAAGAUGUUACUCCAAUGGAAGUAACAGCAGAAAAAAGAUCUUCCCCUAUUUUUAAGACUACAAAGACAGUUGGAUCAACUCAGCAAACUUUAGAAAAUAUCUCUAACAUAGCAGGAAAUGGGUCCUUUUCAUCACCAUCAUCUUCCCACUUACCUUCUGAGAAUGAAAAGCAGCAACUUCAGCCCAAGGCAUACAACCCAGAGAAUCUGACAACUAUCCAAACACAGGACAUCUCACAGCCUGGGACCUUUCCAGCAGUUUCUGCUACUAGUCAGCUGCCCAGCAGUGAUGCACUACUACAGCAGGCUACACAAUUUCAGACAAGAGAAACUCAGUCUAGAGAAGUAUUACAGUCAGAUGGUACCGUAGUUAAUUUGUCACAACUUACUGAGGCGUCACAACAACAGCAGCAGUCACCACUGCAAGAACAAGCACAGACUUUACAGCAGCAGAUUUCAUCAAAUAUUUUUCCAUCACCAAAUAGUGUGAGUCAGCUACAGAAUACUAUUCAGCAGUUGCAAGCAGGAAGUUUUACAGGAAGUACUACUAGUGGCAGCAGUGGAAGUGUUGACUUGGUCCAGCAAGUUUUAGAGGCACAACAACAGUUAUCUUCAGUUUUAUUUUCUGCUCCAGAUGGUAAUGAGAAUGUUCAAGAACAGCUUAGUGCAGACAUUUUUCAACAAGUCAGUCAAAUUCAAAAUAGCGUAAGCCCUGGGAUGUUUUCCUCAACAGAGUCCACAGUCCACACCAGGCCCGAUAAUUUAAUACCUGGAAGAGCUGAAAGUGUUCAUCCACAGACUGAAAACACGUUGUCAAAUCAACAACAGCAACAACAGCAACAGCAAGUGAUGGAAUCAUCAGCUGCAAUGGUGAUGGAAAUGCAGCAGAGUAUUUGCCAGGCAGCUGCCCAGAUUCAGUCAGAAUUAUUCCCUUCAACAGCUUCAGCAAAUGGAAACCUUCAGCAGUCACCAGUUUACCAGCAGCCUUCUCACAUGAUGAGUGCACUGUCUACCAGUGAGGACAUGCAAAUGCAGUGUGAAUUAUUUUCUUCUCCUCCUGCAGUUUCUGGAAAUGAAACUUCUACAACCACCACACAGCAGGUUGCAACCCCUGGCACUACCAUGUUUCAGACAUCAAGUUCAGGAGAUGGUGAAGAAGCUGGAGCACAGACAAAACAGAUUCAGAACAGUGUCUUUCAGACCAUGGUCCAAAUGCAGCAUAGCGGGGACAGUCAACCUCAAGUUAACCUUUUUUCAUCUACAAAAAGUAUGAUGAGUGUUCAGAAUAGUGGUACCCAGCAACAAGGUAAUGGUUUAUUCCAGCAAGGGAAUGAGAUGAUGUCACUUCAGUCUGGGAAUUUUCUGCAGCAGUCUUCUCAUUCACAGGCUCAACUUUUUCAUCCUCAGAAUCCUAUUGCUGAUGCUCAAAACCUUUCCCAGGAAACUCAAGGUUCUAUUUUUCAUAGUCCAAAUCCUAUUGUCCACAGUCAGACUUCUACAACUUCCUCUGAACAAAUGCAGUCUCCAAUGUUUCACUCUCAAAGUACUAUCGCUGUGUUACAGGGCUCUUCAGUUCCACAAGACCAGCAAUCACCCAACAUAUUUCUUUCCCAAAGUCCUAUGAAUAAUCUUCAAACUAACACAGUGUCCCAAGAAGAGCAGAUUUCAUUUUUUGCAGCACAGAACUCUAUUUCUUCUCUUCAGUCAACCUCAAACACUGAACAGCAAGCUGCUUUCCAACAGCAGGCUUCCAUAUCACAUAUCCAAACCCCUCUGCUUUCCCAAGAACAGGCACAACCUUCCCAGCAAGGUUUGUUUCAGCCUCAGGUGUCCCUGGGCUCCCUUCCACCUAAUCCAAUGCCUCAAAAUCAACAAGGAACAAUUUUCCAGUCACAGCACUCAAUAGUUGCCAUGCAGAAUAACUCUCCAUCCCAGGAGCAGCAGCAGCAGCAGCAGCAGCAACAGCAACAGCAGCAACAGCAGCAGAGCAUUUUAUUCAGUAAUCAGAAUACUAUGGCUACAAUGACAUCUCAAAAGCAACCACCACCAAACAUGAUAUUCAACCCAAAUCAAAAUCCAAUGGCUAGUCAGGAACAACAGAACCAGUCAAUUUUUCACCAACAGAGUAAUAUGGCCCCAAUGAAUCAAGAACAGCAGCCCAUGCAAUUUCAGAAUCAGCCCACAGUUUCUUCACUUCAGAACCCAGGUCCUACCCAAUCAGAGUCAUCACAGACCUCCUUGUUCCAUAGCUCUCCUCAGAUUCAGUUGGUACAAGGGUCACCUACUUCUCAAGAGCAGCAAGUAACACUCUUCCUAUCUCCAGCAUCCAUGUCUGCAUUGCAGACCAGUAUAAACCAACAAGAAAUGCAGCAGUCUCCUCUCUAUUCCCCUCAAAACAACAUGCCUGGAAUCCAAGGAGCCACAUCUUCACCUCAGUCACAAGCUACUUUAUUUCACAACACUGCAGGAGGUACAAUGAACCAAUUACAGAAUUCUCCUGGCUCAUCUCAGCAGACUUCAGGAAUGUUCCUGUUUGGCAUUCAAAAUAACUGUAGUCAGCUUUUAACCUCUGGACCAGCUACAUUGCCAGAUCAGUUGAUGGCCAUAAGUCAGCCAGGCCAACCACAAAACGAGGGACAGUCACCUGUGACAACACUUCUUUCUCAGCAAAUGCCAGAGAGUUCUCCACUGGCAUCCUCUAUAAAUACCAACCAGAAUAUGGAAAAGAUCGAUUUGCUUGUUUCAUUACAAAACCAAGGGAACAACUUGACUGGCUCCUUUUAACUGGAUAUAAAUUCCAUGAAGAAAACCAUGAUUCCAAGAUGUCCUGCAAACUUGUAGUUUCUUGAAGAUUACUAAACUGUUACUUUCAAAACAAAACAAUAUGAAAAACUGUACUUGAGUAAAUGGAUAGAUUUUACUCUGACUGCAAAAGAGCACACCUAUGCUACCUGUUGCAGUGAUUAGCCACCCAAUGUUAUUAACAUCUUAUUUUUUGUUCCUGAUAACAAUGAUAACUGAGAAUCUAUUCGAGUUUCCAGCUGUUAAGAGAGUACAAUUUAAAUUCAAGACUGGACCACUCAGUUAUUAUUGCUAUUAGGAAAUAAUAAUUGUCAUGUUUACUUUUGUUCCUCAUUAUUUUCCUCCUGCAUUAUUUUAGUUAAGUAAUGGCUUAUGAAAAAGUAAAAUUCAAUAAUAACAAAGGCUGUGAUUUUUUUUCAAUAUAAAAAGCACAGCUGGUGGCCAAAGUGAAGAAAUCUUUUUCAGUUUUUAUAAAGAAACUGAAGGGGUAUCAUUCUGACUAGUAAGGUGUAUUAAGAACUCUACAGAUAAGAGGACUUGAUUAAAAGCAAAGGCAGAUUAACACACAAAACGGGACAGCUGGAAUGCUAUUGGUUUUAUUUUUCAAAGAGUUGUUAGUUCUUUGUGUUUCUACUAAGGGCAAAGUUUAGCCAUAACUGCAUAGAAGAAUCAUUAUUUUGCUCUGUGAGAAAUGAAGGGGGUAAUAUAUGAUAAUAUAUAGUCUAAUAUCCUCCUAUAGUAGUUUAAACUGACAGAGUCAUUUGAAUCUUCUUAAUCCAGUCUUAGGCUGGCAUUUCCUUUUUAUAUGCAUCUAUAUUAUUUUCCACCUCAUGUUCACUUUAUUUUAGAUAACUGUUAAUAUACUACUGGCUUUGUGACCCUGUAGCAACUUAAAGGAAAAGGCCAUUUUGAUCCAGGGUGACGUAGCAAUCCUGCAGCACAGGGCAAGGAGUUCUCUUUUAGAAUUUAUGGGAAAUUGAUUCCUGAGAAAACAAUGUGGGGUUUUUGUUGUUGUUUUUUUGUUUUUUCCAUGAACGGUGCUGUUCUGAAGUCUUUAAAAUUUUCCCUCUAAUAGAAAACUGAAUAAAUUUUCAUUUACCAAAAAAAAAAAAAAAAAAAAAAAAGGCAAACUAAAAUUUCUUGAAACAUUACUUCUCCCUGAGCUGCAGUGAGUAUAUUCACUUGUCACCUCAGUGCUUUACUGUUUGAAAAUGGUCACUUACCUGAUGGUUCCCACAAGCCUUAGGCUUUACAGGGUCAUAUCAUUGACUUAAAAUGAAGAAUUAACUCGUGUUACAUCUAUAAAGAGCAAAAUAACACACUCCAGAACUUGCAGUUGUAGCAUUAGUUAUACAGUUUUGGGUGUUCUUGCCACCCAUGGGAUGCCUGCUUCUACCACCUGUGUCUGGACACGUGCUUAUGUCUCAUUUUCCUUUUGGCUUGUGGAAAGCUGUCAAUGCAGUGUAAGGCCAACGUGUGUGUGGCUUCUGUGUGUUGAUGUGUUUUGGUAUCCUUGUUUAUUUCUUUUAAGUGUACAAAAAAAUAGCCUGUUAAUUGUUUUUGAAGGCUACUUUUCUGUUCAUUCUUUUUCUAUCCUGUACAUUUAUUUGAACUGUGGAAUCGUGGUGUUUGGUUUUGUUUAUACAGCCAAAUUUCUCACCCCUUUUUGUGAUGGUCUUUCUUUGUUCUUUGAAUGUGCUCUUCUAAUUUGUUUUUUCCUCUUAUUCUCAUAUUCUUUCUUCCACCCCCAACCCUUUCUUUCUUUCUCUUCUCUCUCUGAUUGAGAGGCAUUGAAUUACGUUUUCAGUAGUACAGGCUUCUUGCCGAUAUGAAGGGAACUUUUCAGAAAGAGACCUACUCUGGGUCAUUUAAUUUUGAAUACAGUUUUCAAUCGUUCAAGUUUUGGAUGGUUUAUAUCUAAUGUGUGUUUCAUUUUUUUGGAAAGCUAUAUUUUGUAUUUAGGAAAUGGUAUACUAUUUUGCUAUUUGUACUGAGUGAGUACAUUGGCAUAAAUAUAGAAAUUUAUAUAUAUACAUAUAUAUAAACUAUUCUUUUUUUGCCACACAUUUUUGUGGUCAAUUUGUGAGUUUGUCUGAUGUUCUACCACAACGUGGCGUCUGAUAACAGUGAGGGGGGGUUUGUUAUGUCUUUAUUGAGAUAUUUAAGUACCUUUUGAAACAAAUGACCUGUUCAUCUGUAGCCAUUCCAUCAGGCAGUUCCUUGAUGUUAUUAGUGGGCUAAAGGCAGCUAGCUUACUGUGUGUUUGCUGGUCUCAGCAAAAUGUUAAAGAGUAAGGAAACCUAUUGAGGCAGUUGUGUCAAAUGGUGUUUCACAAGAAUGAGCCAUUCAGUCUUUGCUCACUAUAUAUUUAAUAUUUUAUUAUUGUUCUUAUUGUUAUUAUUAAUUGGCUUUCUGUAUUCUAUGCCUUUUAUUUAUAAAAACACUAAAAAAAUCAUGUUUGUAAUUUUAAUAACAUUUUCCCCAUCUUGUAAUAUCCAGAGCUACUUUAUAAAUUCUCUGAACCAAAAGUAUUUUCCUCAAUAUAUCUCUGUUCCCCAGGUCCCUAUCAGGAGUAAAUUACCAAAUAUAGUUCAGGUUGUGAGAAGGAUCAACCACACAAUCCAGUGCUUGUUUUAAAAUGCAAAACUCUAACCCUAGAGGGUAAUGUCAGAGAAAGCAAACUCAGAGUUAUUAAAAGAAGAAAUUUAAAAACACAAUAGUAGUAGAAAUUUUUUUUAAAAAUGUUUACUUCUCAAUAUUGUGAAUUUUUUUCUGAGAUCAUGUAGGAGACUUAGGAAGUCUAUUUGUUCACAAAGUUCCCAUUGGAAUGCUCGUUAAUACUUUACCAUGGCUGAAGUAGUGGCAAAAAGGCAGGCUUGUGUGGUGACUUUAGUCUCUUCUGUGGUUUAGCAGAAGUUUAUCCUUACUUACGCUGAUUGGCAAUGCCAAGUCACUGGGACCAAUUUUCUGUUUUGUAAUAUCUAAGUUUAGAACAGAACAUAAACCUGAACUGUAGUGGUUUGAUUGGAUGAAGGCAGAAACCCCAAUUUUUAUUCUCAUAAAUUUUGUGGUUAUUUAUACAAGGGCUGUGCUAUGCUACUAUAUUCUUAAUCAAUAAUGAUAGUUGUUUUGUUUUGUUUUGUUUUUUACAUUGUUAAAUGUUCCUUACCCCUAAAGGUCAAUGUUAAGUACAACAUUCUGAAUAUAGAUUUGGUUACAAAGAGUAUUUGUCUUUAUUGAAGAGUUAGCUCAGUGGUUGAUAAUGUGUGCUAAUUACUGUUUCCAAAUUACUGUUACAAAUUAGAGCUAUAUAGGAGAGAGACUCAGUAAGCCAGCAAAGACCUUGGAAAAAAACAAUUUAUUAAAUUUAUUUAUGGCAGAAGGACCUAAAAUAAACUGUGAACCACAUUUUAUUUCUUUGUUUUGGUACAUUAAAUUGUUCUUGUUUUUAGCAAUUCACAUAAAUGCUUGGAGCUUAUCUAUCUCUCUCUCCCCCGCCUUCUCUUUCUGUGUGUGUUAUUCCUUAUUAUCAUUCCAUUAUGUAUCCAAACCAAUGAGAGAAAAUAAUUAAUAGUUAUACUUUGCUUCUGAGCUUGAUCAUAUUACCUUUGUGAUUAGAGUAUCAUGUUAUUUAGUCUGCAAAUCUAUUGUCAGUCUUCCUAGAACAGGUUUUUAAAGGGCUUUGUUUAUUAUAGAGGCAGUAUUAGUGAGAGAUCAUCCUUCUCUCCUUCCAUCCUUUUUUUUUUUUUUUUGUAAUAUCAUAUGUGCUAUAGUCUAGAAUUUCAUUACAAGUGCAUUUAUUGCCCAUCAGAACCUUGGCUAAUCAACCUGGGGAAAAUACUGUCAAAGGAAAUGAGGAAGAAGUUGUAUCUAUGUCCCUCUAGAACUACUAUAAUAAUUCCUUUUGAUCUUUUCAGCCAUUAUAAAUGCUUGUUUUGGAAAAAUGAAAUCCAUUAGAUACAUCAACAAAUAAGGACAGAAUAAAAUGAUUUAAUAAUUCUUAAAUUCAGCAUAGUUAUAAAUAUUUACUAGGAAUAAUCUGAAUUUUUAAUUUUUCUGGUGAAAAUUCUAUUCUGAUAUCUAUUUCCUAAUUGAUUGAAAGUUACAUGAAACCUGUUAGCUUUGUUCUGCAUCUUGAACAUAGGUUUCAUCCUUAAUGGUCAUCUUAUAUCUGCAGGCUUUUGGUUAUUUGGAAGAACUCAGUGAAAGCAAGUGUGCGUAAUUCAGCAGAUACAUUAGAAAACUAACUCAACAGCCAAGGGUGUAACUCAGUGGUAGCAUGUGAGAGGUCCUGGACUUGAUCCCCAGCAUCACCAGAAAAAAAAGAACUCAGAGUAUAUACACCAGUAAGAUGAUUAGUAGAAUCUCAUCAUAUAUUUAACAGAGGUUUUCCCUUCUGCCUGUUUGUGUCGUAAGAGCUAAAUUGCUUGUAAUGUUCAUAACAUAGUAAAUGUCAAAAUAAUAUCUACAAUAUCACUUGUAAGUUAUCUCAGUACUCUAGUUAUUUUUCAGAUAUAUUCAUUUCAUGCCAUUCUAAGCCUUGUUUAUUGAUAAAAUUCUGUUUUUACUCUACUUGCUAUUACAGAAUAUUUUUACAUUAAUAUUUUGUAUCUAGAUUAAAUGUUUAUGGAAAAGUGCCUUUUUUACCUUAAGAGUGCCCCCUUCGUAUAACUCUUAUUUUUCUUUUGCCAGAAAUAUGUAAACACCUGACUUUAAUAGGUCCCAACUUUCACUUUUUCCAUUUAGCCAUUCUUUCCUACAUUUUUUGACCACCAUAGAAAAUAACUUCAUAAAUUCCUUUGUCUUCAGAAUAGCAGAAAGGGUGGCAUUACUGGAAUUGCUAUCUAUGAGACUCCAUAUGCACAAAUGUGUAUAGUUAAAAUUUCAAGAAGGAACUAUUUAAACAUCUUCUCUGAUCUUAAUUAGGUGAUGAAAUAAAAUCACUAAAACAGAGGUUGGGUAAUGUCAAUUUUCUUAACUAAGCAGCAAAGUAGUUUACUUCUUGCCCAUCAGAACCUCAGUUAAUUUGCUCAAGUAAACUAGUGUCAAAAGAAAUGAUCUGAGUUCCUUCGGACCUAAGAUGAUAAUUCCUUCCUGCAAGAUACAGUUGAAUUGAGUGUCCUGGUUUUUGUUAAUUUUACUUCUGUUUCAGCUCCUUACCAUGGGGUGGUGUUUGAAGAAGGGGCCAUCAGCAACAGGUCAGGAGAGAAGUACCUUUGAAGUAGAGCUGCUUUCCCCAUCCUGGUAUUUUUGUGACUGUUAGUGGCACUGAAGACUGCAAACCUUUUUGCAGUAUUCUUAAUGCCCUAUUGACAUUAUGCACUUUAAUCAUUCCAAAGAAGCCAAGAAUGCUCCAUAGUAAUGAUUCCUUCUUAAUGAAUACAUCUUAACUACUCAGAAUACUCUGUCCCUUUUGACUUUGAAUAGCUGACUUGGUAUAAGUAUUGUGGAGAUUUUCCAAAUUGACUUUAUAGUAGGUUUUAAGAUUUUGAAAUGUAAUUAACUAUUAAGGGAAAAUUAUUAUACUUUAGCACAUCACUUUAGAAACCUUAAAAUGUUUAGCUUGCUAAUCUGUUUGAGAGUUAAUUAAAACUGAAACUAACCCCCUUCCUGUAUAUUUUGUGUUACGUAUAUAAGAAUAUUUUAGUGUAUAGUUUUCUACAUGUAUAGUUUAUGUAAAACUAGUGGUUCUCAAAAUGUAGUUCUCAGCCCACCAGCUAGCAUCAGUAUCAGUAGGAAACUAAUUGGAAAUGUACAUUUUUGAGCUUUAACCCAGACAUACUGAAUCAGGAAUUCUGGAAUGGAGCCCAGCAGUCUAUAACAAGCCAUCCCAGUGAUUCUUGAUGCACACUAUAAAGUUUGAGAACCAGUGGUAUAAACUAUUUCUAGUGAGAGCAAGAAAGUUUAUUUUCCCACUCAUAAAUUUAUACAUCAUUAUUAUUUGUGUAAAUUCAGCUUAACAUGAUUACCUAUUAUCAUUUAUUGGCAAUGAUGAUUCUCAGUAUUGCCUAUAAAAUAUGCAUAUUUUAUGUACAUAUGCAACUAGUAUAGUAAUUGAUAAUUCAGUUAACUUAGUUUUGCAUUUUCCUACCACUUACCAAAAAGUUUACAUUAAAUGACUGAUUUAAAUAUACAGGUGCAGUGUUCUAUAUUUCUUUUUAAUUGUUAUGACAUUUAAGUAGCUAAAAUAAUUGAUGGGUGCUAAAGUCUUCUGUUUAUCCAUAAAAUGGGUACAUUGUGGGCAGUGUAAUACAAACUUUAUUUUCAUUGCCUUUUACUUUACCAGCAAAUCACAAUUUUGCUCUGGCUAGACCAACUAACUCUCUGAACAAAAUUAUCAUUCCUUGUUACAUUUGUAUCUGAGAUAGUAAAUAAGAUGGCUGGCCAGAUCAACAUAGCACCUUAUUUAACUUGUAAUAAGUAAAACUUCUUUAAAAGUAGCUUGCUUGGUAUAAGAAUAUUACAUUAAAGACUUAGCUAUUCUUGGAGCUUAUGCUUCAGGUAAGAGUUAUUUACUAAGAUAAAUAUUAAACAAAAUAACAUUAUAUAAUUUGGGCAUUUCUCCCUUCUCAGUUGUAUGCAUCGUGUUAAAUAUGAACUAACACAAGAUAAGUAGACAUUUGUUUUUAUUUCCUUGUGUAAUUCAGUACCUCCACAAUUAUUCUAAUCUCACCGUUUAAAAAUCACCAAUUAAUUAAUUCAUGAAACAAAAAUUCACUUUUCAGAAUAAAAAUAAAUGUGUACUCACUUCUAAAAAUCGCCACUGCUAUCUUUCUGUUAUACUAGCAGUGGAAGCAAAGUGGCUUACUCUAACACACUGGUGCUGGCAAACACAUAGGCUGUUGGGAGAUGCUCUGGUUACAUUCCUCCUUUAUUAUUCCCCACCUUAUUGCAUAAUGUAUUCUUAUGCCCAAAGCAUUCUGUCACAAUUCUGUUCAACCCCAAUUUGUAAUACCUCCUUUAAAGAUGUGUUUAACCAUAUCAUCCCACUUGCUCUCUCACAUCGGUUCACGUAAACACACCCCACCCAGAAGACAUGCCUGGUUUUAGGGACUGCUUGCUGCUGCUGCUUACUUUAGCUAAUGAACCUCAGGACAACACAUACACACACACACACACACACACACACACACACACACACACAUCUCAGAUAUUUGAAAGUGGGUUUGGAAUCAAUUCUGUGUCCAAUAAAGAACUGUCCUGCACUGAAGUCAUUGUGACCUUACUAGUUACAAACUGAU
Molecule: messenger RNA, 12249 nt
Organism: Sciurus carolinensis (gray squirrel)
Lineage: Eukaryota; Metazoa; Chordata; Mammalia; Rodentia; Sciuridae
Gene: Nfat5
Product: nuclear factor of activated T cells 5
Exons: 15
Coding region: 344-4990 (1548 amino acids)
Biological process (GO): cytokine production; calcineurin-NFAT signaling cascade; regulation of transcription by RNA polymerase II
Cellular component (GO): transcription regulator complex
Molecular function (GO): transcription factor binding; RNA polymerase II cis-regulatory region sequence-specific DNA binding; DNA-binding transcription factor activity, RNA polymerase II-specific
Source: RefSeq, a predicted model, not a curated record